This is a messenger RNA of Ceratitis capitata (Mediterranean fruit fly), 4617 nucleotides long. RefSeq names its product Y+L amino acid transporter 2 (gene mnd). Gene Ontology annotation, molecular function: L-amino acid transmembrane transporter activity. Lineage: Eukaryota; Metazoa; Arthropoda; Insecta; Diptera; Tephritidae. The transcript has 5 exons. Gene Ontology annotation, cellular component: membrane. Gene Ontology annotation, biological process: amino acid transmembrane transport. The record is from RefSeq and is a predicted model, not a curated record. The coding region runs from base 1299 to 2819 and encodes 506 amino acids.
UUUUCCAGUUUCCUUUUAGUAUGAAUUGAGCGCGCAAAUUGUGUGGACGUGAAUACUACUCUCUGGUUGCUGCUGGUUGACGUCUGCGAAGUUGAAGUGAAACUAAUUUGCUAUUUUCUUUUACUUCUUUUAUCGGCAAAUAAUUUGCUUUGGAUUUUAACGUUUAGGAAAAUAUGUAAAAAAAAAAAAUAUUUAAUUAAAAUUUAAAUAAGGAAAAUAAUAAUAAUUUUUAACAAGCAAUUGUACAAAAAUUAAAUUAUUCAAUUCUAUUAUUAAAAUAAUAUAAGAAAGAAUAUUGACAAUAUAUAAACCGGUGUGAUAGCACAGAAAUUCACAGACUUCAGCUUUGAAACUCAAAGGCAGCGCGACCACGUGUACAACAGAACUCAGUGGAGUGAGCGCGAAUGGUGAGCGAAGUUUAGUGCGAAAUAAAUACGUAUGUAUAUGUCUGUGUUAGAACAAACAAUCAACGCUCAGUGAAUGAGUAGAACAACGUUAAAGUGUAAAAAAAAAAAAUCAAAAACAAAAUAUACAAGCACAAAUGUAACAGCAUUCGCAUACGAAAUGCAAAUUUUGUCAACGUUGACAUGCUGAUAAGGCGUUUGGGGUGCGCGCGUAAAUGAAUGAGUAUGCCAUGAGAGCAGCUAUCAACCCAGCAGUAAAUGAGAAGUGAAAAGAAAAGCAUAAAAACAAACUGAGAAUUAAGAAAAUAAAUUCAAAAAAAUUGCCAAAUAUUUCAAAUUAACAAAAAAAAACUAAAUUAAAAACAAGCCAAAACGACUAUUUAACGCUUAAAAAUACAUUACGUUUGUGUAUGUGUGCGUGUGAGCGCGAAUAAGUAGGUGUGCGCAGGCGUACAUGCAAAAAAGACAAUCUCACAGCAAGCACUGGCUGAUGCAAUAAGACAAUUGGAUUGGCAGCAAACUAAUCGAAAUUUCGUAAGCCACGAAAAAAUAUAACAACAACAACUACGCAUGCGUAACAACGCUACUCAACAAAGCAAAAAAAUAUCUACUACAAACUCACACAAACACAACCCUCUUGCCAAAUAAACACACCUUCAACCCUUAAAGGACUUAAGUGGAGAAAAAAUUACAACAACAAUAAAAACAAAUACAAAAAAACAACAAAACGAUAAACAACCCAUUCUACCUCCAAAUCGAAAAAAGCGUAGAAGUAAAACACUCAAAACAAAACACCUCGAAACAACAUUCCAACAACAAAUAACUCAAAUUGAGUUAAAUUUUGCAAUUCGAAAGUAAAACAAGCAUACAAACACAAACAAACACACACAAACAAUGGCACGCAUACAAGCCGGUGAUAAUCUUGUACCUCGUCCCAUCUUCGAUACACCCGUCAAUUCAACCGCCGAUGUCGCACAACAACACCACAAUCAUUCAACAGACAGUUCGAGUCAAGGUUCGGGUGUUAAGUUGAAAAAACAAAUUGGUCUACUCGAUGGUGUUGCUAUAAUUGUGGGCGUUAUUGUUGGCGCCGGCAUAUUUGUCAGUCCCAAAGGUGUACUCAUUUAUUCGGGUUCAAUUGGUCAAUCGUUGAUUGUUUGGAUAUUAUGCGGGGCAUUGAGUAUGGUUGGUGCGCUGUGUUAUGCCGAAUUGGGCACAAUGAUACCAAAGUCCGGUGGAGAUUAUGCUUACAUCGGUACCGCAUUCGGACCACUACCCGCAUUCCUUUAUCUCUGGGUGGCACUGCUGGUGCUCGUGCCAACUGGAAAUGCUAUAACAGCGCUGACAUUCGCACAAUAUUUACUACAACCAUUUUGGCAAUCCUGCGAUGCGCCCAUUGCAGCGGUCCAACUGCUGGCGGCAGUGAUGACAUGCAUACUCACGGUCAUCAAUUGUUACAAUGUACGUUGGGUGACACGCGUCACAGACAUCUUUACCGGCACCAAAGUCUUUGCACUGUUGGUAAUUGUCGCUGCUGGCGUUUGGUAUCUCUUCGCUGGACACACCGAACAAUGGGAUGAGCCGAUGCGUGGCACUUACACGAAACCCGGCAUGAUAGCGCUGGCCUUCUACAAUGGUCUCUUCUCAUAUUCCGGUUGGAAUUAUUUGAAUUUCGUUACCGAAGAACUGAAAGAUCCGUAUAAGAAUUUACCACGUGCCAUUUGUAUUUCCAUGCCUGUGGUGACACUCAUUUAUGUGGUGACAAAUAUUGCCUACUUUUCGGUGCUUUCACCCGAGGAAAUGUUGUCAUCGGAUGCGGUCGCUGUAACGUUCGGCAAUAAAAUGCUCGGUUUUAUGUCUUGGCUGAUGCCCUUCUUUGUGGCCUGCUCCACUUUUGGUUCGCUGAAUGGUGCCAUAUUCGCAUCGUCACGUCUAUUCUUUGUUGGCGCACGUAAUGGUCAUCUACCAGCGGCCAUAUCGCUCAUCAAUGUGAAUUGCUUAACGCCCGUGCCGUCGCUGAUAUUUUUGUGCGCCAUUACCUUGGUACUGCUCUUCAUUCGAAAUGUCUACUCACUCAUCAACUACGUCAGUUAUGUGGAAGCGCUCUUUACGUUGCUCUCCGUCUCGGGUCUCUUGUGGUUGCGCUAUAAACAACCGAAAACCGAACGACCUAUACGUGUCAAUCUCGUUUUGCCCAUACUAUUCUUGCUCACUUGUCUCUUCCUUGUGAUCUCAUCGGUUAUGGAGUCGCCUGUGGAAGUCGGUAUCGGCACAGUUAUCAUACUCUCUGGCAUUCCCAUCUACUACCUGACCAUACAUCGACCUGUCAAAUGUUUAACGAACUUGUCACAAGCGAUAAACCUCUGGUGUUCGAAAUUCUUUAUUUGUAUGCCAAAUCAGGAGAAAUUUGAUUAGAGUUUAAGCGUUAAAUAUUAAGUUAGGCUAAUGUAUAUUGACUUUUGUGAGACGAGGCAGAAAAGGAAACCGUUAACUUCCGACAAUAUUUAGGGAACCUCAUAUACACAUUUUAUAGAAAAUAAAACAAUAUUCUUAAAAAAUAUGGAUCUAAAUGGAUAAAUUACGUGCUAAAGUGCCUUGAGAUGUCAGGCAGGAAAUAUAAAAAAUGUUUUGAAAUUAUUAAAAAUUAUUAAAAAAAAAAAUAGUUUAGAAAACGUGAGCUUUGAGCAUUUUUGUAUAGAAUAAUAUUAAUUCUUUACUCGUUUGACAAUACAGAUCCUUAAAGCUCAAUCAGCCAAAAACGUACGGACUCAGCUGUUACGACCCACCGUCUUAUGAGAGCACCAUCGCUAAACGGUUAUGUCUCUGACGGUUAUAUAAGAGAAAUCAAAAGCGAUUUAUUGCUUCCCCAAACCCUGCUUAGCUGAUUGUUCGCUAUUUUAAAAGGUUGCUAGAUGGAGUUUUAUAACGCUACACUGCCAUCAAUGCAGGCUUAGUAGGCGGUUGUGGAGGGUCACCUUUGGCUCUGGCCACGAUUUAGUUCUUUUUUAAUAUUCGCAUAUUAACUAUUUUCGAAGAUCAAUGAUUGUUCGGUUUUCGUGUGCCAGUUGCGUUUCACGUACCGUGAUUCCGUCAAUCCGAUUGUUUUGCAUCAGUGUUACUAAUAUCUAAUGCUUCAAGAAUCUCCAAAGAGCUCUCAUCCCGGUAUUGCUUCACCAGUUGCUUAAUAUCAGUUUGCCAGAUACCACGAGUAUCCUUCUUAUCGAAUUUUCUGUGACUGAAUGGGGCUAACCGCUACUGGGUACGGUAUUCAAUUGAGCCAAAUUAAAUUUUCGGCCAGUUCCGGUGGCGCCUCUUAGCUUUUUAUAGCAGAAAAGAAUAGCAUUAGGUAUUUUAAUCAGAGUUUUUUACAUUUUCAAAGCAAAAUAAUUUCCCACACCACAAACGAUUUACAGCGCCAUCUCACAGUAUGCCUGUAAACUAACAGCUGGUAACAUAGCAGCUGAUUUCGCCGUUGCAAGCAAUUUUUUCUCUUACGCACGGAAGGAAGGUGCGACAGAUGGCCGUUUGAGCUAUAAUCUUACGGACGUGUUUUGUAAUAAACUAAAGUUCGGUGGCUCGGUUCAUGGCCGCCGUAAAUACUAAUUUCAAUCUUUAAAAAUAAAUACAAUAUCAAAAAAUAACUAAAAAUUCUAUUGCAUAAAAUGUUUUAAAAUAAAUUUCUUAAAGUAGUUUCCUUUGAAUAUUGUUGUUGAUUCAAGCCAGAAAGUACCAGAUGAUAUGCUAAUAAAAAUAUAAAUAUAUAUAUUUUUUUUUAAUUUUCUUCACCAAUUUAUGUGAAUAUUGAGACAGUUUCCAUAUUUGGUAAAUAUUUUAUACAAAAAUGUAGCAACUGAAAAGCAUCAAACUUCAUAUAUACGUCUAUGUAUAUAUUUGCGAGUACGAGUAUAUAUAUAUACAUAUAUGUACAAUUCGCCGAAGCGAUUUCUUCAAAUUCCAUUUUUGAAAGACCGCUUCUAAUGAUACGCAUAUUAUACAUACAUAUAUACAUAUUUAUUUUCUUGGAAUAUUUUUUUAACCUAUAAAAUUAUUUCGAAACUGUUUCCCAGACUUCUAAACUUGUUCAAAAUAUUUUUAUAUAAUUAUAAAUAUCUCUAGUUAUUUUUAUGACAUUCAAUUCCUUAAGUGAUUAUACAACAGCAACAACAAAAUAUUACUUUAAGUAGCUGUAUUGUAAAUAUUACAUUUUAAUGCU